Messenger RNA from Scleropages formosus (Asian bonytongue), 1077 nucleotides. Its product is annotated as probable G-protein coupled receptor 21. The transcript is spliced from 3 exons. Gene Ontology annotation, molecular function: G protein-coupled receptor activity. Gene Ontology annotation, biological process: G protein-coupled receptor signaling pathway. The record is from RefSeq and is a predicted model, not a curated record. Lineage: Eukaryota; Metazoa; Chordata; Actinopteri; Osteoglossiformes; Osteoglossidae. The coding region runs from base 1 to 1077 and encodes 358 amino acids. Gene Ontology annotation, cellular component: membrane.
AUGUCGGCAGGAAUUUACCGAGAGCCAGAAGAAAAGGGCAGUAAGUGGAACUAUCAAACAAGCAACUCCUGUUUCUGCCUUCUGGACUUGUGGUACCCUCAGAGCCUCAACACGUGUGUGCUGGAAUUGGCCGUUGUCCUUUUCCUCACCGUCCUCAUCAUCUCUGGCAAUGUGGUCGUGAUCUUCGUCUUUCACUGCGCUCCCCUCCUCAACCAUCACACCACCAGCUGCUUCAUCCGCACCAUGGCCUACGCUGACUUUCUGGUGGGCGUGAGCUGCAUGGUUCCCUCGCUGUCCCUGCUGCACUACCUGGGUAACCUGGAUGAGGAGCUCACCUGCAAGAUCUUCGCCUACUUGGUGUCCGUGCUGAAAAGUGUGUCCAUGGCAUCGUUGGCAUGCAUCAGUGUGGACCGCUACAUAGCCAUCACCCGUCCCCUGUCAUACAGCACUCUGGUGACACCGUGUCGCCUACGCGGCUGCAUUGCGCUCGUCUGGCUCUACUCUGGCCUCGUCUUCCUUCCGUCCUUCUUUGGCUGGGGCAAGCCGGGUUACCACGGUGACAUCUUCAGGUGGUGUGCUUCGUCCUGGCAGACCAACGCGCACUAUACCUACUCCAUCAUAAUGCUGCUGUACGCACCAGCAGCCGUCACCGUCUGCUUCACCUACGGAAACAUCUUCCGCAUCUGCCAGCAGCACACGCGUGACAUAGCUAGGCGCCGACUGCGUUUCGGGCCCCAGGAAGGUGAGCCCAGCGAGGGCCAGGCCUGCCAGGAUAAGCGCUAUGCCAUGGUGCUCUUCCGAAUCACUAGUGUCUUCUACAUCCUGUGGCUGCCAUACAUCGUGUACUUCCUGCUGGAAAGCGCCGAAAUCUACCGCCACCCGGCAGCCUCUUUCCUCACCACCUGGCUGGCUAUCAGCAACAGCUUCUGCAACUGCCUCAUCUACAGCCUCUCUAACAGUGUUUUCCGGAGGGGACUCCGGCGGCUGUCUGGGGUGUUGUGCUUGUCAUGCGUGCACCGUAUCAGUGGCAAGAAGCCCCCGGGCCCUGGGAGCACACGCUCUACGCUCCACGUGUAG